AUGAUCUCGAAACGACAGCCAUCGGCAUGGCUCCCUACCGUCGCAUUACUUUCCUUCUUGACGUGCCUUGCAACAGCAUUAACCGGCCAGGAGCCCAUGAAGAGCGUGGAAGAAGCACGAGGGUAUAAUCCUGGCGAGACCAUUCCAGUCAGCUGUUUAAACCGAACCAUAGAAACCGGUGAACAUAUCACAGACGCAGCUGGCCACCUCCAGUACAUACCUUUCCCAACCUGCAACGAAACGGGCCAACCCCUCCACCUAAACUUCGGCGUCGAGAAAGACGUAAACUGCACCAUAGACUUUGUGACCGACGAGUUCUUCCACCUUCUCGAGUUCUACAUCCACAACGAUGCGCCCCUGUCGUGCCGCAUCCCCUCGAAACCCUUGCCACCUUCCGUCAUGGAAACAGAGUACCGUGUGAGCGACGACAGCACACAGGAAGGCGCAUUAGGAACUCAGAGCACAAUGUACACACCUCUGAUUAUAGCAUUGGCGGGGACACUACAGUUGAGCCACUUGCACGUGGGCAACUAUUUGAACUUGCUGGUCCAUGCAGGGCCCAAGAGCGUGGCGCCUGGAACGGUGGAUGCUGCGACUGCAUACUCCGUGUCAAGUCAUACAAGGAAUACCAAGAUUACCAUUGGGGAUCCGUUGAGUUUGGCGUUUAGUGUGAGGUGGUAUCCAAGCACUACGCUGCCUCCUGGCUGGAGUGGAUAUGGUGGACACAUCUAUACUAGUACUCUGGUGUACUGUUUCUUGAGUGCUGUGGCGAGUGCAGCCGUGUGCGUUGUUUACUUCCGUGGUGUUGAACUGCCCAGACGGCUGAAGAGGUACGCUACAGAUAGGAUGAAUGGUGGUGGAAGAGGAUUUGGCAACGGAGGCAGUGGCUAUGGGUUGCCUGUAGCCAACGGUCGAGGAAGUGGCAUGGGCAGUGGCUACGGAUUAGGCGGAUAUGGAUAUGGAGGUGGAGGCAAGAGAGUCGAUUGA
Molecule: messenger RNA, 987 nt
Organism: Alternaria burnsii
Lineage: Eukaryota; Fungi; Ascomycota; Dothideomycetes; Pleosporales; Pleosporaceae
Exons: 3
Coding region: 1-987 (328 amino acids)
Source: RefSeq, a predicted model, not a curated record